This is a messenger RNA of Protopterus annectens (West African lungfish), 1281 nucleotides long. RefSeq names its product junctophilin 3 (gene JPH3). Gene Ontology annotation, biological process: regulation of synaptic plasticity. The coding region runs from base 892 to 1281 and encodes 129 amino acids. The record is from RefSeq and is a predicted model, not a curated record. The transcript has a single exon. Gene Ontology annotation, cellular component: junctional membrane complex; endoplasmic reticulum membrane; plasma membrane. NCBI's taxonomy places the organism in Eukaryota, Metazoa, Chordata, Ceratodontiformes, Protopteridae.
CACCUUAAUGACUGAAAGAGAAACACACCGAGACGAAGCCGGGAGAUACUCGAAAUAUGUGAUGUACAGCAAAGCACAAGUAUCUGCAAAACGCACGGAGGCCGUCACCCUAGAGAGGCACCCAAGGAUAUUGUGCACCCCUAACAAUCGGGGGUACAAAGGAUUAAUCCCAGAUUCCUGUAUAUCCUGAAGGGGAAACCAUCGUCAUUUGUUCCCACUGCUAGCUUGAAAGCAAGCUUAAUAAAGUCGGAUCGGUCCUCUGCACUUCCCGAAAAUGGACCACCUCUUAUUACCUACUGCACCUCAUUGACAGGUGGCGCUUAGCGGAAAAAGUCUGCAUUGGCCAGCAUUGUUAGUGAGUACAGGGCCGGCGGAACAGCCAAAGCCAAGACAAGAAGGAAGUCAGCAGCGCAUUGCUGGUCCCACAGAGCUGGGUUGCAUAGCUUCCUCUGAUAAGGACCGCAGUCAUGUGGACAAGUGGUCGCCUGCUAAUGCCAACCAGUAGUCAACUCCUGCCACUUGCGCUGCACACCGAUGGAGCUGACUUGUUUGUCAUUUUUGAGCAGGUCGUUUGGGAUUUGAUUGCCUGCUUUGCCUCCUUGUUCUAGUAGGUGGAGCCGUUUGCAGCAAACCCUCCCUAUGAGUGGGGCGUUUUUGACAGCAUCUCAACCUCGCCGGCACCUACAAUACUUUUCUGCGUCUGCUUCCCAGCCAUUUCUGAAUAUACUUUUAUCAUCGGACCAUCUGAGAUGAAUCUUGAGGAGGAGACCGACUUAGGCGAAUAAGGUCCUUGAAACCUCCAGAAUCCAGAACAACUGCUGCUCAUCUCUUUCUUUGGAAGGCUUUCUGGGUUCUUUUAAGAGUGGAGGAUUUUCAAACCUAGUUACAUGCAUGUCCAGUGGGGGAAGGUUUAAUUUUGAUGAUGGGGGCUCCUACUGCGGAGGAUGGGCGGAAGGCAAGGCUCAUGGUCAUGGCAUUUGUACUGGCCCGAAGGGGCAAGGCGAGUAUGCGGGCUCAUGGAGUCACGGUUUCGAGGUUCUGGGUGUGUAUACCUGGCCUAGUGGCAACACCUACCAAGGCACCUGGUCACAAGGGAAAAGGCAUGGCAUUGGAGUCGAAACAAAAGGGAAAUGGGUCUACAAGGGAGAGUGGACUAAUGGAUAUAAAGGGCGCUAUGGAGUUCGGGAGAGUUGUGGAAACGGGGCAAAGUACGAGGGUACUUGGACCAACGGACUGCAGGAUGGCUAUGGGACCGAGACUUACUCCGACGGAGGUAAGUAG